Molecule: messenger RNA, 1204 nt
Organism: Panicum hallii
Lineage: Eukaryota; Viridiplantae; Streptophyta; Magnoliopsida; Poales; Poaceae
Product: probable WRKY transcription factor 75
Exons: 3
Coding region: 88-906 (272 amino acids)
Biological process (GO): regulation of DNA-templated transcription
Molecular function (GO): DNA-binding transcription factor activity; sequence-specific DNA binding
Source: RefSeq, a predicted model, not a curated record
CUACCUGGACUCCGUGCCGUUCACGACAACCAGCAGCCUCUCUCUCUCUUCUCUCUCUCUCUCUCAUGAGUCUCUCUCUCAUGGCGCAUGUGUCUGAUUUGUGUGGAAUCUAUCGCACAGGAACUCAGGGAGCCGCCUUCACUGGUCUACGGGCCGGUCAAAGUGAAGCCUCCCUCCCCUCUCCCCAUCUCCCUCUGCAGCUCGAGCUGCACACAGCUAGCGAGCGAGCCUGCAGCCAUGGAGAAUUAUCACAUGCUCUUCGGGGCGACGCAGCCCUCGUCGUCCACCUCCAACUCCUACAACUUCCUGGCUGCUGGUGCUGGCGGCGGCACGAGCAGCCUUCAGCUGCGCGACCACCAUGAUCGAGGGCAGCAGCAGGCAGGCCACAGCCACAGGCACAGCCACAGCCACAGCGGCCCGUUGUUCCUGGCGGCGGAGCUCUCUAACAGCUCCAAACAGGAUGGCGGCGUGAGCCCGCCGGCAGCAGCAGCCGGCCGCGGGGAGUCGUCCCCGGGGCCUGCCGCUGCCGAGGCGGACAGGCCGGCCGGUGUCGCGGGGAAGAGGAAGGGCGAGAAGAAGGAGCGGCGGCCGCGGUACGCGUUCCAGACGCGCAGCCAGGUGGACAUCCUCGACGACGGCUACCGGUGGAGGAAGUACGGCCAGAAGGCCGUCAAGAACAACAAGUUCCCAAGAAGCUACUACAGGUGCACUCACCAAGGGUGCAAUGUGAAGAAGCAGGUGCAGCGGCUGUCAAGGGACGAGGCCGUGGUGGUGACUACAUAUGAGGGAACUCAUACGCACCCCAUUGAGAAGUCCAACGACAACUUCGAGCACAUUCUCACCCAGAUGCAGAUAUAUUCCGGCAUGGGAUCAAACUUCAGCAGUAGCCACAGCAUGUUUCACUGAACUGUGUCCCCUAAAGCACUUGAAGCAUCUAUAUGCAUGCGCCAUUCAACCUAAGCAUGCAACAAUCCCUAGAUUCGUUUUAAUUUGUACAUUAAGUCUUAGAGGUUAAGAGAGAAAUAAGCGUGAUCUGGUAGCUAGAUGCAGUUAUUACUCGCGCAAUGGUCCUUUUUCUUCUUGUUGUUCUUUUUGCUUGGAAUUGUAGGCCAGGGUAGACUGAUAUACAUCCUCAGAAAUUUUAAAGAUGUUGCCCAUUAUCAUUAAAAACAGAAUAUCCUCUUACUGGGGCACCUUAAGUGUA